AUGACCUCCAACUUCAUCUCCCGAUUUACAGGCUCCACCAACCCUUCGUCUUCCAUCUACGAGACUAUCCGGCAGCAUGACCAAGACUCGGAUGCCUCUGACAUUGAAGAAAGAGCUGGUUUAGCGGCUGGGUCUCGACAGCGGUAUCGUGAUGGUUUCGAAGAUCAAGAAACUGCCCGCACGGCCUUUCAUACCUCCCGCACCCAUUCCUCGAGACAGCCCACGCGCAAGGACAAGGGCAAAGGUGUGAAUAGGUCGAGGUGGAAAGGCGCCAGGUCACAUGCCUUGAUGGAAGUCGAGGAGGCAGAUGAUGAUGUCCCAGCUUCCUUGUUGAUCGAGGAUGCCACCGGCGCCCACCGUUCGAUAGCUCUUCCGCCUCCGCCCAGCUCGAUCCCAGAUGGACUGCCUACGUUCGAAGAUACUGGAUUUACAAACCAUGUUCAAGACCGCCGAGCCUCGGAUCCGAAGCCUCAGAGACCUUCCACCGUCACGAACCUCUGGGGCAGCCUUGCCAACCAGGACCCGAAAGAGAAGGCCAUGUACCGUUGGGUGAACGUAUUGAAUUUGGAUAACUUCCUCCUUGAUGUCUACACCUACUAUAUCUGUCACGGCUUCUGGUCUACAGUGCUCAUGCGUUUCUUCAACAUCAUCACCAUUGGCUUUAUUGUCGGCUUCUCUCUUUUUCUUACCCAGUGUAUAGAUUACAGGGAUUUUAAGGGGAAGACCAAGAUGUCGGAGAUCCUGGUUCCGCAAUGUGCUAGCAAGAUGGGCUUUACCCCCAAAGCUCUUUUAUGGUUGACCACAUUUAUCUGGCUUUGGAAAUCAAUCGGAUACGUUCUUGACAUUUCUCGAUUGAGGCACAUGCAUGAUUUCUAUCUCUAUCUUCUCGGCAUUCCAGAGGAUGAGAUCCAGUCAAUUUCCUGGCAGGAAGUGGUCAGCCGCCUCAUGGCGUUGCGGGACUCCAAUCCAAACACUGCGGAGCCAGCUGCUAAAAAGCGGAGUGGCUGGAUCAAAACGCAAAGCAAGCAGCGAAUGGAUGCACAUGACAUCGCGAGCAGGUUGAUGCGACGCCAGAACUAUAUGAUUGCCAUGAUUAACAAAGAUAUUCUUGACCUUACCCUGCCGGUCCCAUUCUUCCGAAAUAGACGACUCUUUACGCGCACAUUAGAAUGGAGCAUUGACCUGUGCAUCAUGGAUUUCAUCUUCAACGAUAAGGGUCAAGUCCGAUCCCUCUUUUUGAAAGACACGCAUCGGAAGGAUCUCUCGAUCGCUCUGCGGAACCGCUUUUUCAUGACUGGAGUGGCAAGUUUGAUUUUUGCUCCUUUCCUGGCAGCUUUCUUUGUUAUCAAACAUAUCUUCUUGAACUUCAACGAGUAUCAGAAAAAUCCGUCACAAAUCAGUACGAGAGAAUACAACCCAUAUGCUGAAUGGAAGUUCCGAGAGUUCAACGAGUUGUACCACCUGUUCCAACGCCGGAUUUUCAUGUCAUAUCCCUUUGCCAGCCGGUACAUUAAUCAAUUUCCCAAGGAUAAGACUGUCCAAACAGCACAGCUCGUCACCCUGGUUUCUGGAGCAGUGGUCAGUGUCUUGGGUUUGGCGACUGUGCUGGAUCAGGAAAACUUCCUCAAUUUCGAGAUUACCCCUGGCCGGACGACAAUCUUCUAUCUCGGUGUAUUUGGUUCAGUCUGGGCUGUUGCCCGUGGCUUGUUACCGGAUGAUAAUAUGAUAUAUGACACGUCGAACUCGCUACAAGAGGUCAUAGAUUUCACUCACUAUGAACCAGCUCAUUGGAAAGGCCGUCUUCACACCACUGAUGUGAAGCAGGAGUUCGCUCAAUUAUAUCAAAUGAAGCUGGUUAUCUUUUUUGAAGAGGUUUUGAGCAUGAUCUUCACACCCUUCGUGCUGUGUUUCAGUUUGCCUAAUUGCAGUGAAAGAAUCAUUGACUUCUUCCGGGAGUUCACUAUUCACGUUGAUGGCAUUGGAUAUGUCUGUUCCUUUGCGGAGUUUGGUUUUUACAAACCAGGCGUGAAACCGCCCUCGACUGAUCCCACUAAGAAUGCGCGGGACGAUUAUUUUGCCUCCAAAGACAACAAGUUGGAACACAGUUACUGGGGCUUCAUCAACGACUACGCGCGCAACCCAAAGACAGAUGUUCGCUUCAACUAUAACACUAGUAAGCGACGCUUCAAUCUGCCGCCUCCUGUCCCUGGCCUGCCUUCACCAACGUUCCCGACUCUCGACCAUGAUAGUACUUUCAACAGCGGCACGCAUCGAACCAGUAUGUUGUCACCCACUCACCGAGGGCUCUCUGGGACUCCCGGAUUUCAAGCUCAGCAACAUUCUGCUGGCUCACCGCUUCAAUCCAUGUUACUUGACCCACACCAUCAACCUUCAGCUAGCGGGUUCACUACCUCACCGCAAGCAUCGAGGCACCCAAGAGGUGGCCAAGUCUCCUUGCUCGCUCGACCCCGUCGCGUUCCCUUACCAGCUGAUGUAGCUGAAGAGGAAGGCCCUGAAUUCGAUGGUGCAGUUCAAGGGAGCGCAAAAGCGCCGACCACAAGGAAUCGGACUGUAGGUACUAGAGGCGGUGGAGCUGAAAGAGGCCCUACGGCCACCAGAAGCGGUACUGCGGGGCUUGGCCUCACAUCGGCCGGCGUUGGCCAAAGUGAAGGGGAACUCGGGUCGUGGAAGUAUGAGAAUGACUCGGACGACGCAAGCACGGGGGCGAGCGAUGAUGAUGAUACGAAUGUCGAGAAGCUGACGAGCGGCGGGCCAUUAGGUCUGAUGAGACAGUUCCAGCGGGCGCAUCAAGGGGAAGUCAGGAAUGCAGGUGGUGUUGGAGGAACGGGCAUUUGA
This is a messenger RNA of Exophiala aquamarina CBS 119918, 2856 nucleotides long. RefSeq lists its product as uncharacterized. Gene Ontology annotation, cellular component: phagophore assembly site; autophagosome. Gene Ontology annotation, biological process: autophagy of mitochondrion; protein localization to phagophore assembly site. The transcript has a single exon. Lineage: Eukaryota; Fungi; Ascomycota; Eurotiomycetes; Chaetothyriales; Herpotrichiellaceae. The coding region runs from base 1 to 2856 and encodes 951 amino acids. The record is from RefSeq and is a predicted model, not a curated record.